GGCCGCAGUGCGGGCCGGGGCCGCGGCGAUGCUGGAGGAGGCGGGCGAGGUGCUGGAGUCGGUGCUCAAGGCCUCAUGCCUCCCGAUCAGCGUCUUGCUCUUCGUGCCCGCCGUGCUCCUGCUGCUGGGGCCGCCGCCUGCCGCCGAGGCCGCGCACGAGUUCACGGUCUACCGCAUGCAGCAGUAUGAGCUGGGCGGGCAGCCCUACGGCACCAGGAGCGCCGUGCUCAACACGGAGGCGCGCACCGUGGAGGCGGACGUGCUGAGCCGCCGCUGCGUCAUGAUGAGGCUGGUGGACUUCUCCUACGAGCAGUACCAGAAGGCUCUGCGCCAGUCAGCUGGGGCUGUGGUCAUCAUCCUGCCAAAAUCCAUCUCCUCUGUCCCCCAGGAUGUGGUGAGGCAAUUCAUGGAGAUAGAGCCAGAAAUGCUUGCUAUGGAAACCAUUGUGCCAGUCUACUUUGCAGUGGAGGAUGAGGAGCUGCUGUCUAUCUAUGAACAAACACGAGCUGCUUCUGCAUCACAGGGUUCUGCCUCAGCUGCAGAAGUUCUGCUGCACACAGCAACUGCCAAUGGCUUCCAGAUGGUGACCAGUGGGGCUCAAAGCAAAGCUAUCAAUGACUGGCUCAUCCCCAGUGUGGAGGGAAGGCUGACAGGGCUGGGUGGAGAAGACCUGCCCACUGUUGUGAUAGUUGCCCACUAUGAUUCCUUUGGAGUGGCUCCAUGGCUGUCCCACGGGGCUGACUCCAAUGGCAGUGGGAUCUCAGUGCUGCUGGAACUGGCCAGGCUGUUCUCUCGGCUCUACACCUACAGGAGGACCCAUGCUGGGUAUAACUUGCUGUUCUUUGCAUCUGGAGGUGGCAAGUUUAAUUAUCAAGGAACUAAGAGGUGGCUGGAGGAUAAUUUGGACCACACUGAUUCCAGCCUGCUGCAGGACAAUGUAGCAUUUGUGCUCUGCCUUGACACCCUGGGCAGAGGCAAUAGCCUUCAUCUUCAUGUCUCAAAGCCUCCCAAGGAGGGCACCUUGCAGCAUGCAUUUCUGAGAGAACUGGAGAUGGUUGUUGCCAACCAGUUCCCAGAGGUGAAGUUCUCCAUGGUGCACAAGAAGAUCAACCUGGCAGAGGACAUGCUGGCGUGGGAGCACGAGCGCUUCGCCAUCCGGCGCCUGCCCGCGUUCACCAUCUCCCACCUGGAGAGCCACAGGGACAGCCUGCGCAACAGCAUCAUGGACAGGAGGGCACGAAUAGACACUAAAGCACUGACCAGGAAUACUCAGAUCAUUGCUGAGGCUUUGACAAGGGUCAUCUACAAUCUAACAGAAAAGGGAGCACCUGCAGAUAUGCAGAUCUUCACAGAUCAGAUGGAAAUCCAGCAGGAGCAGCUGGAAUCAGUGAUGGACUGGCUGAGCAGCCAGCCCAGGGCUGCCCAGCUGAUUGAUAAGGACAGCACCUUCCUCAACACCUUAGAAUAUUACAUGGGACGUUACCUGAAGGAUGUCAAGCAGCACCAUGUGAAGGCAGACAAACGGGACCCUGAGUUUGUUUUCUAUGACCAGCUGAAGCAGGUGAUGAAUGCAUACAGGGUCAAGCCAGCAAUCUUUGACCUGCUCCUGGCUGUCUGCAUUGCAGCCUACCUUGGUGUUGCCUAUGUUGCAGUCCAGCACUUUGGUCUCCUUUACAAGUUGAUACAGAGAUUAUCCCUUAAAACCAAGCAGCAGUGAAGCACCAAGUCCCCCACCCAGCAGCACUGAGCCAUCGGUGAGCCCAUUGGGAACCUUCUGCCUUCCACUGAGCCCUGCUGCUCCUUUCCCUUUGUCUCCUCUUUGCUACUGUACAGAGGGGAGGAAGGCAUAAAGAAAAUGAAAUUUUAACUCCUGUGCACCUCUGAAGUGCUUUUCUUCACCUUCUUCCCCUGACUUGCACCAUGUCUGGUUUUUCCUUUGCGUUUUGGUGAGGGAGAGGCUGAGAGACUUCAGCAAUUCCUGCAGUUUUGAUUUUUGAGCAGCUUCUCUUGAGUGUCACCCAAAGUCCAGCACCUUCAUGGACACUGUCACACAGCCAACCUGGAAACUGAAACUACAGCAUCUCUGCCCAGCAAACAAGGACUUGGAGCAGUUUUUAAAAAGAAAAAAAAAAACAAACCCAAAAAGUGCACAUGCAAAUUAAAGAGAAUGCAAUUAGCAUGUUUCCUUAUGGCACCUCUUCCUUGAGUUCACUGCCUGGCUUCAGGGAGUUGUGCUGAGCAAGCAGUGUCUGCAGCAAGCACCUUCUUGCAUUUUAUUCAAACUCUGCCCCUUUUAGGGGGAUCUUGAGUGUUUUUACAGGAUGAGGAAAGAUUUAAGAUGGGUUUCUGGCAUCAGGGUUCUGCCAGGAACAGGUUCUGUCCUGUCUCUCUUGCAGGAUGCAUUUUGCUGCGUAUAUGAUUUCUCUGGAGGUUUUUGCUCCUUGAACAGUUCACAGCUGUCACCACUCUGUGCUAAACUCUUGCUUGAUUUUUGUGGGGUGUUCCCUUCUCCAGCUGCUGCAGGAUCAUGUUCUGUGCUGCUCCAUGUACUUACACAAGCUGGUUUUGUUGAUAACAAGAGAAGAGCAGCUCAGACAUGGAAAUUUUAUUGAAAUAUUACAAGCCCUAAGCUAGUUGUAGAUCUAGAAGAUAACCCUGAGCACUGUCCUGCCACCCAGCAAGUUUUGAGUCCUUUUCUGUAACCUCUUCUGUGUACCUGAGGUCUCUUCACAUGCCACAGUGACAUUUUUUUAUAAAUUUAAGCUACUACUUGUAAUUAAAGCAGCAUAUCUUAGGCUGAAAAGCUAUUUUUGAAUUGAGGUGGACCUUUUUUCUUUGGAAUGCAAGGAAAAUUCCAGCUGUGGAUUCCUGUCUGCUGGUUAAAAAAGGGAUUGUUGUGGCCACUGUCCUUUGGAUGGGCACCAAAGCCAUGAUUUCCAUCUUCCUUUGUUUAUUUUAAUCUCCUUCUUGGAGUAUUCUUAUCCCAUGAUUUGUCUUUUUUGCUACUUUAAAUAUGUAGCAAUUUGUUCUUUAAAGGAUCUUGUGUUUUCCAGGAAAGGCUGCUGGUGUCAGUGGCUCACCAUGGUGCCAGCAUGGUGCCAAGCACUCCAGAACCAUCAGCCACCCAGGGAAAUCUGCCUUUUCCUCAUCUUCUGAGUGCUCAUCUGAAAUGUGUCUCUCUGCCUUUUCCUCAUCUUCUGAGUGCUCAUCUGAAAUGUGUCUCUCUGCAUGCCUGAGGUGCUCGUGGCAUUCCUCUGCCAAAUGAAUUUAUAAUGACUUCAGAAGUUGCUGGAGUGGCUGCAAGGCAAGCCUUGAUUGUUUUCCACUGGUUUUUAUGCUCUGCCCAUAGAGACUGCAUCUGCUGUGCCCUGGGGAGCUGCAGGCCCUGGGCUGGGUGGGUUUAGAACACACAUGGUGCAGUGAAGAACUCUGUAGGUUCUGAAUAUUUGAGAGUAGUUUGAGUCCUCCGGCUGCAGCAUCAAUUUCUGGUGUGUUACACUGAAGGAGGUGCUGUUCCCUCCAGUCUAGCAGAUUAUUUCACUAGUCUCAAUGAUUACUUUGCUGAGAAAAAUAGAAAAUUAAUAUCAGCAAUGCUGCUGCAGCUUGAGUUGAUGUGUGUAAAAUUUGGCAUUAAUGGGCAAGAGUGAACAGAACAGACCUGGAGCUUGUUCCUUGCUGUGGAAGCUGCCAGCCUUCAGUCUUCCAGGUGAGAAACUCAAAGUUCACAGUGAAAAACUUCCACCCAGUGUGUUUAGCACAAAGAAAACACUUUUAGCUCUGUGUGGUGUCAGCAGUGAACUGUUAACACUCCUGAUGCAGUGCCAGAACCCAGUGGAAACAACCUAAAAACAAAAUAAUGAGGAGAGUUCAUAAACCUGAGGGGCAGUUGGGAUGGUUCAUUGCUCUCUCCCACACAAUAUUAGUUUGUCCUGCAAUCCUUUUCUAUCUCUCUCCCUGGCUGCCAUAAAAAGUAGUUUUUACAACAGAUCAAAGAGUUUUUGCUUUUGAUCCAAGUACAUGUGCACUGAAACAUAAAUGCUCAAAUCUGAGAUAGUCAAAUCCCAACUUCCUUAUAGCUGGAGCAGAGUGCCCAUCCUGGGACUGAAUUUAAAUCCCAAUUUCCUCAUGGCUGGAGCAGAGUGCCCAUCCUGGGAUUGAGUUUAAAUCCCAAUUUCCUCAUAGCUGGAGCAGUGUGCCCAUCCUGGAAUUAAAUUUAGUUCCCACAUUUUUGUUUCCUUGGUAAGUCAAGAGAGAAGCUUGCAAGGAGCUCCUGGAGCUGAUCUGCACUGCAGCAUAACUGAUCAAUUCAGUCACCAACACAAAGGCAGAAAUCCAACAGGUGUUGUGAUAAAAUAAAAGUUCUCCACGACAUUGCAGAAGAGCUCUGUGUAGCUGAUUCUUGUUGCCCUUAUUUUUACAUAUCCUUUUUUGUUGAGGAGUUUGCCUGGCCUGUAAGGCAGAGCAUGGAAAGGAUUUUAUCCACAUCCACACACAAGUGGCUGGCAGUUGCUAUUCCUAGCCAGAAAUCCAUUUUCUUUGCUAUUUAUCUGACUUCACCUGUUGUCCUGCUGCUGUCAGAGUCUGCAGCUCACAAAAAAAAAUUUGGUUUUCCAGCAGGUUUUAACUGAAGCUGUUAAUUCCUUUUGUCCACUUCCACCUGCAUGGGCACUAUUGGGAAUUGUUUGGGAGUAAUUUGGAUUAUUGUAGUUCAUCUCCCACAUGAGAGGGGUUGGUUUAUUGUUGGGAGAGAAGUAAUGCUGUGCAAUAUGAACUCCACUCCUCUACUCAGUGCAGAGAAAAUCCUGAAGCCAGAAUGGAAUUAGGUCUCACUGUCUGUGGCUGGAAGUCUCCACAAUCUAUUCAGACAUUCAAAACCACAGCUAUACCCAAAAUUGCUGUGGGGCUUGGUUUUGAGGGUGUUUUGUUUGUUUUAAAUCUCAUGCUCUUACAUUGUUCAUGGCCCAAGCUCAAAUCCCAGGCUGCUCCUUAAACCCCAUGUUUAAAUUGGGUUUUACAUUUUAUUUGGUCUUGACUCACCAAUCUGAAAUGCUGGGGCUGCUCCUGGAUGUCUCAGAAAAUUGGGCAGAAUUUUUGAGUGUAGACUCCUGCUUGCUCACUUUAAUCUGUUUAGUUUCUAUUUGUAGUUACUGCAUAGCAACUCCAAGGUUAUAUUCUGGAUUAUUUGCAGCUCAGGAAAAUGAUUUGAUUUAUCUAGCAAUGUUAACUCAAUUAUUUAUCUCUUGUGUGCCCUGAAGAACAAAUGUAUAUUGAGGUGAAUAUUUAAAAGCUAAUAGAAAAUUCAAUGCAGUUGAUUUACAUAUUUUAGGACUGUAAAUGUAAUAAUAUUUAAGUAUUUUAACUUUGGGGUUUUUUUUUUAUUUGUUUGUCCCUUUUUCCCUUGGAAAAUAAACCAAGUGAAUAGGAUUGAUGGAUAGAUUUGUCAGAGAACUAUUUGCUCACAAAAAUGGAAUUUCCUUGCAUUAUUUGGAGGAAUAGACACCUCUACAAAACGGGAGAAAAUCUAUGUAUUUAAAAGCUUCAUCCUGUCUAGUCAAAAUAGUAUGACAGAAAACAUUUACACACUCCAAGCAUGAUUCCAGCACCUUGAGGUGAGCAAAUUCCUGUUUAUUCCGAAGGUUUGUGCUCAUGUGAAGCAAUUAAAGAUUCUAUGCAAAACA
Melospiza melodia melodia is the source of this 5678-nucleotide messenger RNA. RefSeq names its product nicalin (gene NCLN). NCBI's taxonomy places the organism in Eukaryota, Metazoa, Chordata, Aves, Passeriformes, Passerellidae. Bases 29 to 1717 code for a protein of 562 amino acids. Gene Ontology annotation, cellular component: endoplasmic reticulum membrane. The transcript is spliced from 15 exons. The record is from RefSeq and is a predicted model, not a curated record. Gene Ontology annotation, biological process: regulation of signal transduction.